CAUCCAGCUGUGAAAGCUUCGUGGAUGGACGGAACCGAGCAGUGCAGUCUGGAGCAGACCUGAGCGAGAGCAGGAACCACCGGUCAUUCUUGUGCGCAACAGCAGAGGAGGAGGGGGGCACGGAGUGUUCCAGGCUUACAGUGCGCAACGAGGAUGCGCAGCAGCAUCUCCAUGGAUCUUUAAGAAGAUAUAACUGAUAAAGAAUCAGUGCGCUGGAAACUGUAUUGGAUGCGACUAAAAGUGUUGGAUUCUCUUGUUGAAUGAGGGAAAACCAGGCUGUGGAUUUAUGUUUUUUCUUUUGGAGGGUUUUCUCAUCUGCUUUAAGAAGAAGUAAGUUUGCGCGCAGCGUCAAUGUUUUAAGGAAGGCUUAAUGUUUUUUUUUUAAUCCGCAUGAGAUGUCCAUGAGUUGCCGGUGAGGCCCCCUGGAGAGGCAUCUUCUCGGAGCGCCGGGGGGGACCGGGGCCUGAGCGCACAGCGUCUGCAUCAGCGCAGCGCACCACCUGGAAACUAUAUACGCUCCGCUUGACGCACAAAACCCACAAGAAGGGAGAGGGUGUCCACUUUUUUAAACCAUUCAACACGCUGCUCUCAUCUCUUUUUUUUUUCUUAAAUCUUUUUUAUCGUCUUGCAAAUGGAGUUUUUUUCCCCCUCAGGCUGGUGCGGACUUUACUGCUCGAAAAGAAACUGAUCAUGUGAUGACUGAGCGCGCUUUUGGCACAUCUACAGAGUCCCUUACAGGAGUUGAGUGAUGGCUGAGGAUGGGGGAAAUCUCUCCUCGCUCCCUAAAGUCAGGGGUUCGGAAAAUCGCUCCUCUCUUCCGAGGAAUUUCAUCCCACUUAACGACCUGUCCGGGAUGGCUGCAGAAGGUGGGGAGGGUAUUAGCGGAAGCAGCGAGCUGGUGAUAGAGCGAGCAUCCCCAGCCCCUGAUGGGAUCUCUGUGGCCGGGGACGAUGGAUCCACGCAGGGUGGAGGGAAGAGUCAGCCCUACCCUGAGUAUGCACCUGUGGUCUUCUUCUACAUGAAACAAACCACACCUCCCCGAAGUUGGUGUAUCAAAAUGGUCCGCAACCCAUGGUUCGAGCGAGUGUCCAUGUUGGUGAUCCUGCUGAACUGUGUGACCCUGGGCAUGUAUCAUCCCUGCGAAGAUGAAUGUGAGUUGGAUCGGUGUAAAAUUCUACAGCACUUCGAUGACUUCAUCUUUGCCUUCUUCGCUAUUGAGAUGGUGAUCAAGAUGGUAGCCCUGGGGAUUUUUGGCAAGAAAUGUUACCUUGGAGACACGUGGAACCGCUUGGACUUCUUCAUAGUAUUGGCUGGGAUGUUGGAGUACUCACUAAACCUGCAAAACGUUAGCUUUUCAGCAGUGAGAACAGUUCGCGUGCUGAGACCGCUGAGAGCCAUCAAUCGGGUGCCAAGCAUGCGCAUCCUGGUGACCCUACUGCUGGACACACUGCCCAUGCUGGGUAAUGUGCUUUUACUUUGCUUCUUUGUCUUCUUCAUCUUUGGUAUCGUUGGUGUCCAGCUGUGGAAAGGCCUACUCAGAAACCGCUGUUUCAUUGAAGAAAACUUCUCCUUCCCUCUUUCCCUGAACCUUGGAAAUUAUUACCAAACAGAGAAUGAUGAUGAGAACCCCUUCAUCUGCUCUAUGGAGGGACACAACGGCAUGAGGGAGUGCGACUCAGUUCCCAAGCUGUACGAGGCAGGCCAGCAGUGCACGCUAAAUAUUGACUCCUACAACAGCACAGAUAACACCACCUGUGUGAACUGGAACCAGUACUACACCAAUUGCUCUGCUGGCGACAUAAACCCCUUUAAAAAUGCUAUCAAUUUUGACAACAUCUUCUAUGCGUGGAUAGCCAUCUUUCAGGUGAUCACUUUGGAGGGUUGGGUGGACAUCAUGUACUUUGUCAUGGAUGCCCACUCUUUCUACAACUUCAUCUACUUUAUCCUACUUAUUAUUAUCGGCUCGUUUUUCAUGAUCAACCUGUGCCUAGUGGUUAUCGCAACUCAGUUCUCAGAAACCAAGCAGAGGGAGAGCCAGCUGAUGAAAGAGCAACGUGUGCGUCACAUGUCUAAUGCCAGCACUUUGGCUUCUCAGUCUGAGCCAGGCUCCUGCUAUGAUGAGCUACUGAAGUACCUGGUUCACGUCAUCCAAAAGGGGGCCAGGCAAGUGGCUGGUGUUUGUAGGGUCUUGGCCCGCCAUGCAGGAUUUAAGAUUCCCGCAUCACAACCAUCUUCAGAGGCACAGCAUAACAAGAGGCUGAGAAGUAGAAGAAAACCAUCCAGACAAGGAUCAGUGUUGGUUCACCAUCAUCAUCAUCAUCACCACCACAAUCACUACCAUCUAGGUAAUGGUAGCAUCUGGGAGGAAGGGAGCAUGAGAUGUAUGGAGGGAAGGGACAUUGAAGCCGGGCCUCCCAAAGCAACCACAAACAUUAUUCCACUGGGUGUGGUAGCACCAUCAUCUGUGAUAUCCACAACCUCUGACUCAAAUCUCACUGUGUUGGGAGCUGCUGAUUCAUCCUCAGGCUGCUGUGUGCUCAACACAGAGGCCUCUCCCUGCACUUUGUUUUCCACCAACAAUCCAGUAGCCUCCCUAGCUCCAACCGCAUCAUCCAGAGCCAUGAAGAGGAACUCUGUACCAUUUGCUGCUCCUGGGCCUAAGAACUACCCAACCCUACAGACCAGGAUCCAGGCAGAGUCCAGGCGAGGGAGUGUUGCUGCCAGCAUUCGAUCAAAUCUGAGUUGUAACCUGAAUAUCUAUCCCAUACAUCUGGACAGACAGCAAUCAUGCAAUCCAUCAGCUCAGAUCUCCCGCCAGCUGUCAGCUCAUGAGCUCAUCACCAUGGACGCAGCUCGUCUGACCAUGGACCCCGAGACCUGUCCUGAUUGCGCAAAGGCACUGGCCAAUGAGUCUGAGGGCUUUACAGAGGGCAACGAGACACAAGGCGACUCAGACAGUGAUGGGGUACACGAGUACGAGGACCUCCGCCACAGGAACAGGAGAGACAGUCGGCAGCCCAGAAAGAAAAGGCGGAGGUUAGGGAAGACAGCAGCAAAGGUCGUCCACUUUUGGAGGCUGGCGUGUGCCACCUUUAAGAAGAUUGUGGAUAGUGAUUACUUUGGUCGAGGGAUUAUGAUUGCCAUUCUUAUAAACACUCUGAGCAUGGGGAUCGAGUACCAUCAGCAGCCGGUGGAGCUGACCAAUGCCCUGGAGAUCAGCAACAUUGUCUUCACCAGCCUGUUUGCCCUGGAAAUGAUUCUCAACAUUUUAGUCUAUGGACCUUUUGGCUACAUCAAAGAUCCCUACAACAUCUUUGAUGGCAUUAUUGUGGUGAUCAGUGUUUGGGAGAUUGUGGCAAGGCAGGAUGGUGGCCUCUCUGUGCUGAGAACGUUCCGACUAAUGCGGGUCUUGAAGUUGGUCCGUUUCAUGCCAGCUCUGCAGAGGCAGCUGGUGGUGCUGAUGAAGACGAUGGACAACGUGGCCACCUUCUGUAUGCUGCUCAUGCUCUUCAUCUUCAUCUUCAGUAUACUGGGGAUGCAUCUGUUUGGCUGUAAGUUUUGCUCUGAGAAAGAUGGAGUCACAAUUCCGGACAGAAAAAAUUUUGACUCCCUCCUUUGGGCCAUAGUGACAGUGUUUCAGAUCCUGACCCAGGAGGACUGGAACAAGGUGCUAUAUAAUGGCAUGGCUGCCACCUCUCCUGUAGCAGCACUUUACUUCAUCGCACUCAUGACUUUUGGAAACUAUGUUCUCUUCAACUUGCUUGUGGCCAUCCUAGUUGAAGGAUUUCAGACUGAGGAAAUUACCAAGCGGGAGGACUUGCAUGCCCAGCUGAGCCUAAUUCAGCUGCCUAUAGACUCAGGGGGGGAUAUUUUGAAAAAUGGUUCAGAGAUUGAUUCUGUUACACGAAGUAAGGAAGAUUUCCCUGGCGGCAAAAAGGAUUUACAACCCUCCUCAGUCCCACUAAAUGGCCAUGUGGAAAUGAGGACAAGUCUGACACCACCAGUCAUCACCCACACUGCUCCGACGCCCAUGCCUGUUCCCAAAUUACCUGUAGCAGGCGACCCUGCCCUGGUCUAUGAAUCCCAUCAUGGCAGCAGUAUCUCCAUAGACCCAGCCAGCUAUGAUAAAUCACCUACCAGUGCCCGCUCCUCUCCCCUUGGUCAGUGGGCCUCUGGCAGCAGCUGGGGCAGCCGCAGGUCCAGCUGGACCAGCCUAAACCGUGCCCCAUCAUACAAGCGGCAGAAGUGCCAGUCCGGGGAGCGGCGAUCUCUCCUGUCCGGAGAGGGCGACUCUAGCUCUGAUGAUGGAGAAGGUGGGGGUGGGGUGCUGGAAGAAGAUGACAAGUCCCUUCCAAGGACAGACUCAAUGUCACAGUCUCAGAGGGCACCACGACACAGGAGGAUGGAGUCUGUUGAAACUCGCAGCUCCAUGGAUUUGCCUCCUGAAAACUCACUGCAGGUGCCCUACCUGCACCGCACAUCCAGCAUGCAGAGCUCCAGACCCCCUUCCCUGGGCCAUGGCCGAACUGCAGAGCACAACGACUGUAAUGGGAAGGGAUCUCCAUCAGCCCUCAGCCAGACUAAUGUCUCUCAAGACGAAAACACUGAAGACGAGAAUGUGGAGGAGGAGGUCAGCCAGGGACGUUUGGCCAGGAUACUUCGAUGGAUGGAGAAAAAGCAGCCAGAAUGGUGCCGGCAGAGAGAUACAUGGUCCCUCUACCUGUUCCCCCCGGAGUCCAGAUGCCGCAGGCAAUGUGAAAAGAUCAUCAACCAUAAAAUGUUUGACCAUGUUGUGCUGGUCAUCAUUUUUCUCAACUGCAUCACCAUCGCCAUGGAGAGGCCUGGCAUCAGUCCUGACAGUGCGGAGCGGAUCUUCCUGAUGUGGUCUGACUACAUCUUUACAGCGAUAUUUGUGGCAGAGAUGACCGUAAAGGAGCCAGAUGAGGUGGCUCGGGCAUUUGUUCCGGAUGCUUCCUGGUCCCCUCCCUCAGGAGGUGUUCCAGCCAUGUCCCAUUGGGAGGAGGCCUGGUGGAAGGCCAAGGACACUGGAGGGAUUAUGUCUCUGUGCUGGCCUGGUGUCGCUUUUGGAUUCCCUGAGAGCAGCUGGAGGACGUGUGUGUGGAUCGGGAAGUCUGUGCAUCUUGGCUUAGACUGCUGCCUCCGCGACCCGGCCACGGAUUAA
Cyprinodon variegatus (sheepshead minnow) is the source of this 5182-nucleotide messenger RNA. RefSeq names its product voltage-dependent T-type calcium channel subunit alpha-1G-like. The record is from RefSeq and is a predicted model, not a curated record. Gene Ontology annotation, molecular function: low voltage-gated calcium channel activity; voltage-gated sodium channel activity. Lineage: Eukaryota; Metazoa; Chordata; Actinopteri; Cyprinodontiformes; Cyprinodontidae. The transcript has 23 exons. Gene Ontology annotation, biological process: sodium ion transmembrane transport; positive regulation of calcium ion-dependent exocytosis; membrane depolarization during action potential. The coding region runs from base 749 to 5182 and encodes 1477 amino acids. Gene Ontology annotation, cellular component: plasma membrane; voltage-gated sodium channel complex; voltage-gated calcium channel complex.